UGGCUCCCGGCGCCGGCCACCACCCGGCACCCGCUGCAGCCGCCGUACCCGCGGCCGUACCGCUUCCUGCUCAACGAGCCCCACAAGUGCCGCGGCCCGCGGCCGCCGUUCCUGGUGCUGCUGGUGGCCUCGCGGCCGUCGGACGCGGAGGGCCGCGCCGCCAUCCGCCGCACGUGGGGCUCGGAGCUGGCGGUGCCCGGCGUCCCGCUGGUGCGGCUGUUCCUCACCGGCGUGCACCCGGUGUUCGGCGCGGAGCUGGGGCGGCUGCUGGCGGAGGAGAGCGGCGCGCACCGCGACGUGCUGCAGCAGGACUUCGUGGACACGUACCACAACCUGACCCUCAAGACGCUGAUGGGGCUGCAGUGGGUGGCCCGCCACUGCCCCGCCGCCCGCUACGUGCUCAAGGCCGACUCCGACGUCUUCCUCAACGUCCCCUUCCUGGUGCGCCGCAUCCUGCGGCCCGGCCGCCCCCCGCGCCGCCGCUUCGCCCUCGGCCACGUCUACCGCGGCACCGGGCCGCUGCGGAACCCCCGCAUCAAGUGGUUCGUGCCGCGCCAGGUCUACCCGCACCGCUCCUACCCGCCGUACUGCGCCGGCCCCGCAUACGUGCUGUCCGGCGACGUCGCCGUGGCGGCGUUCGGCGCGGCGCAGGAGCUGCCGCUGCUCAACAUGGAGGACGCCUUCGUGGGGCUCUGCCUGCGCUCCCUGGGGGUCGCGGUCACCGACGGCCCCCCCGGCGCCUUCAACGUGGUGCGGCUGCCCUACGAGCGCUGCCGCUUCGGCCGCGCCGUCGUGGUUCAUCGCUACGAGCCGCGGGAGGUGCUGAGGAUCUGGCCGGACUUCACGGCUGAGAACGGGACGUGUCCGCCGUGGGGGGGGUGGGACGGGUAG
Molecule: messenger RNA, 891 nt
Organism: Lagopus leucura (white-tailed ptarmigan)
Lineage: Eukaryota; Metazoa; Chordata; Aves; Galliformes; Phasianidae
Product: beta-1,3-galactosyltransferase 1-like
Exons: 1
Cellular component (GO): membrane
Molecular function (GO): N-acetyl-beta-D-glucosaminide beta-(1,3)-galactosyltransferase activity
Source: RefSeq, a predicted model, not a curated record